Molecule: messenger RNA, 1524 nt
Organism: Scutellospora calospora
Lineage: Eukaryota; Fungi; Glomeromycota; Glomeromycetes; Diversisporales; Gigasporaceae
Source: the annotation of a GenBank genome assembly
AUGGAUGCAGCAGAAUUUCCCUUAUUCGUCCAAAUUCAACUUUUUAUGUUGAACAAUGCAUCUUUACGUUAUACAAAAAAAUAUAUAUUUAAAGGAAGAGCAUUCGAUAUGCGAUCAAACAUUUGUGCACUCCAAACACUCCAAACAAAUGGAAUGUUACCGAUUUUAAUGUCAGUAUCCAAUCAUGGUGUUUUUAACAAAACCGUUCAAUCCCAAUCCACAAAAAAAGCUUUCCCACAACAAGUCCAACUCAGUUUCAAUCCCUGUUCCAUUCGUUUCUCCAAAGAUAAAGUCGCUCCCUUAUCUUACUUAUUUGCCGAUACAAUGCCUUUGGAAUACGCUCUUCAACACAGAGGUUAUUUCCCCGAUCCUGGUCCUUGGAAGAUCCCUCAAACUCGAGAGGUUGUUCUACGAGACACACUUGGGAUUGAAGCUCUUCCUCGACAACGCUUCAACAAGACAAAAAGAACCCCUUAUGUUCUUAAUAUUAUGGUUGUUGGCGAAAGUGGUCUUGGAAAAACUACUUUUAUGAAUACUCUUUUUAACACACCUCUUAAAGAAGAAAUCCAUCCUAAAAAUCCCCAAUCCACACAAACAGUGGAAAUUAGCCCCGUACAUUAUGAAUUGGUUGAAGACGGAGUUACUCUUAAUCUUACUGUUGUUGACACACCUGGAUUUGGUGACCAACUUAAUCGAGAACACAAUCUUGAUCCUAUUGUAGAGUAUAUUGAUAAUCAAUUUGAGGCUUACCAUGCAGCUGAACGUAGCCCCGAAUUUAGACGUGCCAUUCCAGAUACUCGCAUACAUGCUCUUUUAUACUUCAUUGCUCCAACUGAACUCGAUAUUAAGUCUCUUCAAGUUUUGUCCGCCAAAGUAAACGUAAUUCCAGUUAUCGCAAAAGCUGAUACACUCACACAAGAAGAGAAGGCUGCAUUUAAGAAAACCGUAUGUACAUUCAUGUCAAUUUUUCCAACUGCAUAUCCUGAUGAUCGGGAAAGUGUUGAAGAUCUUGAGAAAUAUAUCCCGUUCACUGUAAUUGGUAGUGAUCAAUUCGUGGAUGUUGGUGGAAAAAAAGUGCGAGGAAGAUCAUAUCGAUGGGGUGUUGUUGAAGUUGAAAAUGAACAGCAUUGUGAUUUCAUUCAUCUUCGUGAACUUCUCAUGACACAUGCCCUUCACGACCUUCUUGAGACAAGUCAUACAGUGCAUUAUCAUAAUUAUCGUGCCCAAAAACUUCGUUCUAGUGGUCGUCCAGAAUCGAUUCUUGCUUGUGAUGAUUCCUAUGAACACAGAAUUGAAAGAAGCAAACAAAGUAUGGCGGAAGAAAUGAUUAAGAAAGAGGAGGAAAUGCGACAAAACUUUGUAAUGAAGGUUAGAGAAAAAGAAGCAAACUUAAGAGAAAGAGAGGAACAGCUCAACCAACGUCGACAACAACUUAUGGCAGAAUUAGAAGAACAACGUUUAGCGCUUGCAUCAGAGGAGCGUGAAUUCCAAGAGUUAUAUAAUGCCAAUCGGAGUGCAAGGUAG